Cryptococcus wingfieldii CBS 7118 is the source of this 1908-nucleotide messenger RNA. RefSeq lists its product as hypothetical. Gene Ontology annotation, molecular function: RNA polymerase II cis-regulatory region sequence-specific DNA binding; DNA-binding transcription factor activity, RNA polymerase II-specific. Lineage: Eukaryota; Fungi; Basidiomycota; Tremellomycetes; Tremellales; Cryptococcaceae. The coding region runs from base 1 to 1908 and encodes 635 amino acids. The record is from RefSeq and is a predicted model, not a curated record. Gene Ontology annotation, biological process: regulation of transcription by RNA polymerase II. The transcript has 5 exons. Gene Ontology annotation, cellular component: nucleus.
AUGGCCCACCCCUAUCACCCUCUCGCCAGCCCGUGGGCGCACGCCGCCGUCUGCUGCGACCAGGACCACGGCGGCUCGUCAUCCCAAUCCCAUCAUCACCCCCGCCCGCCCAUCACUCCCCGCGGCCCAAACUUUUCAACACAUCACCACCAUCUGAACGAACCCUCAGGGUGCACCUCCGACUGCCACUUCGAUACGUUUUGUUGCAGCGGCGACUAUUGCUGUGACCAGCAUGUGCAUCUCGAAGGAGGCGACGGGAAGAACGAGGAAGGGGUCAAACACGAGGAGAGUCUAGGAAAGCCCAGUUUAGCGAGCGGAGACAGACGUAUGAGUGAGAUCCAGACUGCUCAAACGCUAGAGGAAUGGGCGGGGACGCCAGAAGGGUGCGAUGCUAUACAACAGCUGAUUGAAUGCUGCAAUCAACCAGACUGUAACAUGCCCGUCUGCCCCACCGAGAACAGCGCCGUUCACCCCCCACCCCUCGACCCGCUCGCCGCUAUUUUAUCCGUGGACAACCAAGUCCAGCCAAUCGCCUCAGCCUCGUCCACCGCAGACGGGUCGAUACCGCCUUCGCACAUUUGCCACUGGGGCAACUGUCAUCUUGUCUUUGGCUCCAUGCCUGAUCUUCUUGCCCAUGUCGCGGCGGACCAUCUGAGUGCUUGGAAUUCGGCGCAGAGGCCAGAUCAGCUUUUACUCCAGGCUCAGCAGGCGCAGCAGCAAGUACAAUCUUCUCAUCUGCCCACUGUUCCACUUCCGUCGCCGUCGCCACAUCAUCAGCACCAGCAGCAGCUUGCGCAGACUGCCAAACUGCAGCAGGACUAUCAGCGGCAGCUCGAGUCAUUACGUGCGACGCCUGCCAUUGCGCAAGACCCGUUGCUGUCUUGUAUGUGGGAUGAUUGUUUUCCAGUCACCGAUAUACCUGCAUCCCUCACCAGUGUCUUUCACAAUCCCACCCAUCCGCCACACCCUCCCCCUCAGGCUGGGCCCGAGCAUGUUCACCCGAACGGCGAGCCCUUCAGCCCUGGUACCAUACUUCGACAUGUGCUCGAGGAGCAUCUUGGUAUCCCACCGGAUAUAGUGGGAUGGCCGACAGAGCAUGAUAUGCAGAACCAACAGCCGCCUAAGCAUCACCACCAUCACCAUAUCGAUCCUCGCGAGGCGCAACUGCACCAUUCCAAUAAUUGCAGUCACGUCCAUCCUCAUCCCCACCACGCCUCUGACACCCGUCACGGCCUCCCCACUCCUCCCUCCACCGUCGACACAGACCCUUCCGCGUCUCCCCCAUCUCCAAAUUUGAAUCUUCCCGGCAAGCCUCUCAUUUGUCUCUGGCCGGAGUGUCUUCACCCCCAUUCGUUUCCGGAUACGUCCUCCCUCAUGGACCACCUUUCCGAAGAGCAUAUCCCCAAAGGACGAGACGCCUACACUUGUCACUGGGAUGGAUGCGGCGGCGAAGAGGGGCGAGUGUUCAAGAGUCGGCAAAAGGUAUUGAGGCACUUGCAAAGUCAUAUCGGACACAAACCUUUUGUCUGUGGGGUCUGUCAGCAGAGUUUUAGUGAAGCAGCUCCGUUGACGGCGCAUAUGCGGAGACAUGCUCAAGAGAAGCCAUUCAAGUGCGAGCAUCCAGGAUGUGGCAAGAGCUUUGCCAUCUCUUCAUCGCUGACGAUCCACAUGAGAACCCAUAACGGCGAGAAGCCUUUCGUUUGCCCUCACUGUGACAAGGGUUUCGUCGAAGCUUCCAACCUUACCAAGCACAUUCGUACCCAUACCGGCGAACGUCCAUUCGCUUGCGCACAUCCCGGCUGCGGCAAGAAGUUUUCGAGACCCGAUCAACUCAAACGACAUAUGAUUGUGCACAACAGGGCUCCGGGCGAGAAGAGGAAGGGUAGUGGGGUACCGGCGAAAGGAUAG